AUGGAUGAACAUGACAGUUUGUUUAUAAACGAUAGUUCUCAUAUAUUUAAUGUUUGCGAAGUUUUAAAUAUAUUUCGUGAAAGUGGAGAACUUUGCGAUGUCGUACUUUACACCGACGAAGGUAUGAAGUUGCCAGCACACAAAGUCGUACUGAGCGCUUGCUCACCAUAUUUUAGAGCCAUGUUUACUACAAAUUUUAUAGAAGCCAGAGAACCGGUUAUAUAUUUAAAGCAUACUGAUGGUUAUGCUUUAAGAGAUAUGAUUGAUUAUUUCUAUUCAGGCAAAUUGACUGUUAAUUGUUACAAUGUUGAAGAAAUAAUCAAGCUGGCAAAUGUUUUGCAGUUAAAAGAUUUAAUUGAGAAAUGUGAAGUGUAUUUGCGACGGAAUAUGUCACCUAAAAAUUCACUUGGGUUACAAGCUUUUGCUCAUCAAUAUUCUUUAAAAAAAUUGAAGGAACAUGCCAAGCGUUACAGCUGUUGGAAUUUCAAUGAUGUAAAGAAUGAAGAGGAAUUUCUUCUUUUGCCUUUAAGUUGCUUAAAAGAAUUGAUUGCAGAUGAUUCAUUGAGAGCACCUUCUGAGGAUUAUAUUUUCGAGGCUGUAAUGAAAUGGAUUUUAUAUGAUUUUAACAACAGAAAAAGUAAUUUACAACAGCUGCUGCCACAUGUUAGAUUUCCUCUAAUGAGUCCAAAUUACAUUCGAAAGAGUAAUAUAGUUCAAACUUUGUUGGAUAACUUUACUAUUGGAGCCAGUUACAUUGAAGAAGCUUUGAAAUAUCAGUACCAAGAACUUACUAUUGAAAAUGCAAUAUUACCAAAACGCUUUACACCCAGGGCUUCUUCUCAGGAUAUUUAUGUCAUUGGCGGUUGGUCAAAUGGUCAAAAAUUGAGCACUGUCCAAUGUUUUAGUGUAGAUACCUUAAAAUGGACAACAGUUAGUAACAUGAAUGUUGCACACGUGUCAAAAGAAGAUUACUUCCGUGUCAUAGUGUCCAAUGAAGAAAACACAUGCACAAAUACCGACCGACUCUAUUUUUGGUGCUCAAAUGACUCUGCAACAGAUAUUUACAUAGCAUAUAGACUAAUUCAAGUUUUUAAUUCCUGGAGACAAAUAUGUGCUCAUAAAAUUAGUGCAUUUGCGGCUUAUCGGCACCCUCUCCUAAUACUCAGUGCAGGCACAAACCAAAAAGUGCAAGGAACUGACAUUUUUGUGGAAACUUGGGAAUAUUCUUGCAGUCGGGUUCACGUCAUAAUUCUGCUUGAGAACCAAUCACGGGCUAAUAGUGCAUAA
Hydractinia symbiolongicarpus is the source of this 1287-nucleotide messenger RNA. Its product is annotated as kelch-like protein 20. Lineage: Eukaryota; Metazoa; Cnidaria; Hydrozoa; Anthoathecata; Hydractiniidae. Gene Ontology annotation, molecular function: protein binding. The record is from RefSeq and is a predicted model, not a curated record. The transcript is spliced from 5 exons. Bases 1 to 1287 code for a protein of 428 amino acids.